Equus caballus (horse) is the source of this 1793-nucleotide messenger RNA. RefSeq names its product family with sequence similarity 89 member B (gene FAM89B). Gene Ontology annotation, biological process: negative regulation of transforming growth factor beta receptor signaling pathway; positive regulation of cell migration; negative regulation of SMAD protein signal transduction. The record is from RefSeq and is a predicted model, not a curated record. Lineage: Eukaryota; Metazoa; Chordata; Mammalia; Perissodactyla; Equidae. Gene Ontology annotation, molecular function: transcription corepressor binding. Gene Ontology annotation, cellular component: lamellipodium; cytoplasm.
CACUCAGAGGUUGAGGGGGGACGGAGAGGGCUAUGUGAUAGUUUUUUUCUGAGGAGGAGGCCACAGCGUCCUCGAAGGGAGGGAUGGACCUCUGCAGGACCCCUGCAGGCUUCUCCGCCAUGCUGUGCUCAUCCCCACCCCUGAGUGAGAUUUGGGGCUCCAGUCUCCUGGUAGCUUCUCCUCCUUCGCCUGAGCAUCCUGAUACCCUCCUGCCCAGGCCAGGUACUCAGACACUGACAGGGCAUCAGAUUGCACGGUAGUGACCAAGUGUGGACUUAACCCAGUCUCUUGACCACCACUUUUAGAUCCUUUUCCUUGGGAGUUAUAACUGGGCAGAAUAAUUUAACACAGUGUUCGGGGGCGGGGGGGGGGGGGGCAAAAAGAGUCGUGAAGGAACCGGGCCUGCCGCUUUUGGUUUCUUUCCUCCUCCCCUUUUCCGUCUCCCCUUCGGUCGGUGCCGCAGCCGUUGCCCUUUUAAGAGAGGCCCCGCCCGCCCGGAGGGGGUGGGGCAGGGGCGGAGUCGGAGGAGUCGGGGAAGGAACAAAGCGCGGCCUGCGGGCGGCGGCUGGGCUCGGCCGGCGGGGCCGGGGUGCGGGGCCUGCGGUCGGCGGCCCCGGCGGAGCUUUGGAGGGAGGGCGGCGGCAUCGCCGUCCGCGGCGGCCCGGCCAUGAAUGGGCUGCCCUCGGUCGAGGCGCCGGGCGGCGCGGGCUGCGCCCUGGCUGGGCUCCCGCCGCUACCGCGCGGCCUCAGCGGUCUUCUGAACGCGAGCGGAGGCUCGUGGCGGGAGCUGGAGCGCGUCUACAGCCAGCGCAGCCGCAUCCACGAUGAGCUGAGCCGCGCCGCCCGCGUCCCGGACGGGCCCCGCUCCGCCGCCGGCGCCGCCUGCGCGGGACCCGCCGCCGGCCCCUCCGGCCCGCGUCGCCCUGUCAACCUGGACUCGGCACUAGCGGCGCUGCGCAAGGAGAUGGUGGGGCUGCGGCAGCUGGACAUGUCCCUGCUCUGCCAGCUGUGGGGCCUGUACGAGUCGAUCCAGGACUACAAGCACCUGUGCCAAGACCUGAGCCUGUGCCAGGACCUGUCAUCCUCCCUGCACUCGGACAGCUCCUACCCACCUGAUGCUGGCCUGUCUGAUGACGACGAGCCUCCUGAUGCCAGCCUGCCCCCGGACCCGCCACCCCUCACUGUGCCCCAGACGCACAAUGCCCGUGACCAGUGGCUGCAGGACGCCUUCCACAUCAGCCUCUGAAGAGCUGGGGGAGCGAGGGUCAUGCACCCGUGCAAAAGGCUCAGAAACUCACCCCUCAGCAAGGAUUCAGACUAUAGUGCCUGCUUUCCCCAUACCAGCUCACCUCAAGGAGCGCAAGGCUUGGGCCCCUCAGAGGCAAAACUGCCGACCCCUCUCCCCCGUCUUGGGUUAGCUGGCACUGGGGCGGGCACCUGGCUACAGGCUCUGCCCCCGGCACUGGACCUCCACUUCUCCCACAUGUGUGCACCCCAGCUUGGCCACCCCUCAGUCUGGCGGUGGGGCCCAAAGCAUCUUGCGCUCCCCUUGGCGCCUCUGCAUUAGGAGGAGUGCCUGGCUCCCACCUCCUUUUCACCUUUUGCUGCUGUUGGCAGCUGCUGGCUCAGGGGCAUCCCACCUUUGGUCCCUGGGUUCCACUGCCCUGGACAAGGGCUCCAGAACCCAUUCCUGCACCCACCCACGGCCGGGAGGGCCAAGGCUCCGUGCUGGAUAUUUAAGUUUAGGGGCCAGCCUCCUGGGCGCAUAGAUAAAUAAAUACUCUCUCAGCGUU